CACUGGGAUCCUAACAGUUGCUCUCAAUCGGUAGUCAGUGUAUAUCAUUGGUAGUCAUGGCUAUUGUUAGCCUGUGUCAAACAUUUGUGAAGCAUGAAGCUGUAAUAAAUACAGCUGAUUUAUUGUUUUCCAUCAUGAUCAAAACGCCCUGAUCUCCAGGUGCAUCGUAGACGAGGGUCAGAAGGUUCGAGGCUUCAUAAUGGACACAAAAGCACAAAGCAUGCGGACGGGCCAGGCGUGAUGCUCCGCUACCUGAUAUCAAAGCCAGCAGCCUCUGCAUGGGAGGAGAGGGCCUCGGAGAAACAUGCGCUUCAAGGGACGGAGUGCCAUCACCAGGCGGUGUGUGAGGGGUGCCAGCGGCCGAUAUCCGACCGCUUUCUGAUGCGCGUCAACGAAUCUUCAUGGCACGAGGAGUGUUUGCAAUGCGCCGUGUGUCAACAACCGCUCACCACCAGCUGCUACUUCCGGGAGAGGAAACUUUACUGCAAACACGACUACCAACAGUUAUUUGCGACCAAAUGCAGCGGAUGCCUGGAGAAAAUCGCCCCCACAGAGUUUGUGAUGCGUGCGCUGGAGUGCGUGUACCACCUCAACUGCUUCUGUUGCUGUGUAUGUGACCGACAGCUGAGGAAAGGAGACGAGUUUGUACUGAAGGACGGACAGCUGCUGUGCAAGAGCGACUAUGAGAGGGAGAAAGACCUCCUCGGCUCUGUCAGCCCUGAUGACUCAGAUUCAGAGAAAAGCGAAGAUGAGGAGCUGGAUAUCAAGCCGGAGAAGGGCUCAGGAGGAACUGGGAAAGGAGAUGAUGGGAAAGACCCAAGAAGACCUAAGCGACCGCGUACCAUCCUCACCACGCAGCAGAGACGUGCAUUCAAGGCAUCCUUCGAGGUUUCUUCCAAACCCUGCCGAAAGGUAAGAGAGACGCUGGCUGCAGAAACGGGCUUGAGCGUCCGCGUGGUUCAAGUGUGGUUCCAGAACCAGAGAGCUAAGAUGAAGAAAUUGGCGCGGAGACAGCAGCAGCAACAGGAGCAGCAGAACUCCCAAAGGCUGGGCCAAGGUAAAAUGUCCUGA
Carassius gibelio (silver crucian carp) is the source of this 1071-nucleotide messenger RNA. RefSeq names its product LIM/homeobox protein LMX-1.2-like. The transcript has 7 exons. The record is from RefSeq and is a predicted model, not a curated record. Gene Ontology annotation, biological process: neuron differentiation; regulation of transcription by RNA polymerase II. The coding region runs from base 241 to 1071 and encodes 276 amino acids. Lineage: Eukaryota; Metazoa; Chordata; Actinopteri; Cypriniformes; Cyprinidae. Gene Ontology annotation, molecular function: DNA-binding transcription factor activity, RNA polymerase II-specific; RNA polymerase II transcription regulatory region sequence-specific DNA binding. Gene Ontology annotation, cellular component: nucleus.